CCACUAGGGUUUCUCUCCCUCUCUUUCAUAAUUCAUACCAUAAAUCAAAGGAAAAGAGAAGAAGAUGAGUACUGGAGCAGCUUGCAGGGCUUGGAUUGUUGCAACAAGCAUUGGAGCAGUUGAGGCUCUGAAAGACCAAGGAGUGUGCAGAUGGAAUGGGGUUCUGAGGUCACUGCAUCAACAUGCCAAGAACCACAUCAGAUCAUAUUCUCAGGUCAUCAAACAAUCUGCUACUUCUUCUGCAGCCAUUUCUAAUCAGAUGAAGAGGUCCAAAGAGGAGAAGCUCAGGAAAGUCAUGGAAUUGAACUGCUGGGGUCCUAAUACUGUUAGAUUUUAGCUAGAUUAUCAUAAUAUAAAAGAUCUCAUCGCCCCUCUCUGGCCUCUUUCUAAUUUGAUCCAGGAAUCUACAUGGCUUAUUUCAGUUCUAUAUCAUAAGUUAUUUUCCGGCCUCUACCCAGUUUGAAAUCCUUGAAUUAUUGCAUAGUGCCGAAGUUUUCAUCAACAUGUAACCUGUAAAAGGAUUCUCAUUACCUUGGGAUUUCUUUCAACAAUUUUAUUUAUUUAUAGAAAAUUAAAAUUUGUUGCUCUC
Molecule: messenger RNA, 589 nt
Organism: Argentina anserina (silverweed cinquefoil)
Lineage: Eukaryota; Viridiplantae; Streptophyta; Magnoliopsida; Rosales; Rosaceae
Exons: 1
Coding region: 65-337 (90 amino acids)
Source: RefSeq, a predicted model, not a curated record